UCUAUGAUCCCACCAAUCAAUUGGAAGCGACAAUGAGACGCCGCUGCGCCGUGUUUUAGUCGACAGUGCUUGUGGUGGUUAAUGUUGGCGAACCGGUGGUCCAUGAUUCUCCUAACCUCCGCCGGAUUACCUCUGCAUUGUUCUUGUCAGCCUUUGGUACACUCUGUGUGGUUUCAUAUUAUUAUUUAUCUUACGUGUGUGGACUGUUUAGGCCACGGGUAGCGCUUGUACCUAAGCUCGCCUCUGGCCACACAUUUUCCCAACCAGAGGUGUUCUUUUACGCGGUGGGCCUGUCGACCGGAUCAAGGCAAACAUCCCGCUAUGCCAACGUAGCGUUGUUAGCAUAGCGACCGGCUAAGCUAACAUAACGGUUAGCGGCUUUAAAUUCGCUGUUCUUUUCUCUACGUUGAUGGUGAUGACCUGGAUGGUGCCAUGUGAAUGACUGAAGACCAUGAAGCCCACUCACAAGCUGAUGUUCGUCCUGUGCCCCAUGCUGGUCCUAGGCUUUAUUUACUACUCCUCUGGGAAGCUACAUCUACACGUAUGGGGCCAGAAGCCUCAGAGUGAUGCAGAAGAGACAACUGUAGUCCUGACUAAAGUUUCUGAAGGGAAGAGAAUCGCAGAGUUGGAAACGGACAUCACCGUGGGACGAAUAGUAGGCUCAGUGUAUGAUAAGCAGGGCUUUCUGCUGCAGCUGGACACAAAACUGCCACCAGAGUUGGCAUACAAGUAUGGCAACAUCAGCGAAGGAGUGUGCAAGCCAGGAUACGCAGCAGCCAAGAUGACUGCCAUCUAUCCUAAGUUCAUGAAACUAGCACCCAUGUUUCUUGAUCGGAACUUCAAACGUUUGGCAAAAGUCAGCAAUUACCUGCCUCCAUUUGGAUUCAAAACACAAGAGAGAAUCAUAGACAUCAUUUUAACUGCCAUGAAAAAUUAUGGACUUGGAUUGGAACUGGACAGUCUCGGCUGUAAAAGAUGCAUCAUUGUGGGCAAUGGGGGAAUCCUGUUCAACAAGUCUCUGGGCUCCCGUAUAGACGACUACGAUGUCGUUGUGAGGUUGAAUGAAGCUCCAGUAAGAGGUUAUGGCAAAGACGUGGGGACCAAAACCACCAUUAGGAUCACCUAUCCAGAGGGAGCUAUCCAGAAGCCUGACAACUAUGAAAAAGAUUCACUAUUCGUCUUUUCCGCUUUCAAACCACUGGAUUUCAAGUGGCUCAGACAGAUGGUCUUCAAGGAGAAACUGAGGGGUACGGAAGGCUUUUGGAAGUCGGUGGCUCGCUAUGUGCCUCGGGAGCCCACAGAGAUGAGAAUCCUCAAUCCGUACUUCAUCCAGGAGGCUGCCUUCCAGUUCAUAGGCCUGCCCUUCAACAAUGGCCUCAUGGGCAAAGGGAACAUUCCAACUUUGGGAACAGUUGCUAUAACGAUGGCACUGCAUAACUGUGAUGAGGUGGCGGUGGCUGGUUUCGGCUACGACAUGAACACGCCGCAUGCACCUCUGCACUACUACGAGACCGUCAAGAUGUCCGCCAUUAAAGAGUCAUGGACCCACAACAUAUCCAAGGAGAAGGAGUUCCUCCGCAAGCUGGUGAAGGCCAACAUCAUCACAGACCUGACCAACGGCAUCUGAGUUUACACCCACCCACAGUCUCCCUCUGCUUUUCCCAAAGGACUACGAAACAGGAAGCUGAGAAAUGUGUCAACUCUGGGAGAAAGAACCCUUAGAAUCCGGGUGGGCCUGCACACUGUCUGGGUUUUUCAUAUCAAAGGAGAUUAUUAAAUAAAUUUAAAAAAACAGAUACAGGAGGGUUUCUGUGGAGCGAUGCACACAUGUGCCUUCUGAACCAAAGACUAUUGCUGAUUGAAGCAGGGAGUGGAGAGGGUGGACACGGGGAGGACUGGAUCUGCCCGGUUCCCGUCUUAUCAAGGGGACAGUCGCAGGAAAGCUCUGCAGGCCCCUCGUUUCAACACUUCAACCCCUGGAGUAUCCCGUGAAUGAAUAGUAAAGAGUAGAAGUGACAUGUUGAUAUACAGAUGUCAGGAUUUAGCUUGACUCGCUGGCUAACUUGAUGAAGGCACAGAAGAAAAAGGUAUUAGCAGGAGUAUUAGCAGUGCCAAACGUACCUCGUACAUGGGAGAGGCCGUUCCCCCUUCGCUGCCUGAAUGUAUUCACUUUCUUCAGUGUAAAUAUCAAAGGUUUUUACUGUGCUUUCUAACAAGCUGCAGCAGCCCCCCCCCACCACCCAUCAUUUGUCCAUUCAUUCAUUCGCUCUUUAACAGCCUGUCCAGGGUCCAGAAUUAACACUUGCCAAGCCAGUUGACGGUAGAUAAAUCAGCGAGGGUCACCUGUCACACACACACACACACACACCGGUGUCACUUUGAGACACUUAACAGUUAGCGAUACACAGACUUCAGUUUUUGCAGUUUUCUCUGUAAAGUCUUUGUCUCUAAGGGAAUUAUAUUAGCGGAACUAUGAAGCAGGUUCUUUCUGCUUGUUAAGGCCGGCUCUACACAGAGCGGCUGUGUGUUAUCCCCAAUGUGUCGGCUCAUAUCAGGUGAGAGCUCACUGAAAAGAUUAUGCUUUCUAAGAUGCUCGACACGAAAUAGCAUCGAAAGCACAUAUCAGGAAAAUGUAUAUUCAUUUUGGUCGGUCUAAAUGACUUCAGUCAUGGGACUAUUUGUGUUUAGUUUACCCGCUCUGGCGGGGGAGACCAAAAGUUCAAUUGGGACACCGCAUUUCUCUCUUGCUCCUCUCUGCUCAUCCAUAUCACAGUACUGACUGCAUCCCUUCCUCAGCUGUGAAGCCUCCCGGCUGCUGCGUAGACGUACAGUAACGCAUCCUGAUGAAGGAUCCCCUCCAACCUCCUGUUGCUGCAGAUUUUCUUGUUUUUUUUUGUUUUUUUUGGUAAAUGGUGAAAUCUCGGAUUGUAGAAUAUAAAUAUAUAUAUUUUUGUUUUUAGGUCAAUUUUAAUUUAUUUUUUACUGUUACUAAGUCCCAACGUUUCGGUCACGGGCAGGCCUGCUUUCUGUUGCAAAAGUUUGUGUUUUUUUUGUGGGGGGGGGGUUUCUCGAUAUCAACACUGCGUGUUUCCACAGACUGCAUCAUCAUUUAAGUUUGUGGCAGAAGCAGUGUUCCUAACGCCAAAAAGAACCGAUUCGUCAAUGAAUUCAGUAAUAAACGUUAUUAGACGGCAGCCCUACAUUUCUGUGCUGUAUGCAGCUUAUGUUAAUAAUAGACACUUUCUUUAAAUUGAUAGAAUCCAUGAGGUGAGGUGGUAGUUGCUCAAUCUGAAAGGUAGUACCGUGCUCAUCAACCCUUUGCACUUUGCAGAGGAAGGUUCUGCCACAGGCGUUUCAGUAUUUACAUAGAAAGGGUUCAGUACGACACAAUCAAACCUUCUGCUUCUCUGUCUGCACCCCUUCCCUAAAAAACCGAUGUGGGAAUGUCAAAAUGUCACAUCUGUUUCCUGUCAUUUUAUUAAACGAAUGCGAUAAUCAUCUCUAUAUAGUGAUGGUGCAUUUAAAUACUGCUUUACCAAAGCAGGGUUUUGUUUUGCAGUUUUUGUCGGAUGACAUUUCAAUGAGGUCUUCACCCAUUUCCUGUUUCUACGUCUUCUUUGGAAGUGCAUAUUUACUGUAUAUUGAACACACAGGUUCACUUCCAGUGCUCUCAAUCAGUAAGCUGCUGCUGGUGCAUCUGUUUCAUUGCUCCACGCGUUCCUGUUCUAGAUUAUGUUUCACAAACACCGAUGGGAUCGUGCAGCAGUGUGUCCUACCCAGUCCCUUAAGAACGGCUUCACAAGGUUUGAAGAGCCGGAUCACUUCUUUUGGAAACUAGGCCCCGUUUGGGACUUUUGUUGAGAACAAAGGUACAAGGAAACAGCUGACCAUUGCACAUUGCGAGGCGCUCUCAGUGCCUUACACCUCAUCACCUGAAAACUGUAGCGAGGAGUUUAUCGUGAGAAAGUAACCGCAGCUGAUCCAGUAUGUAAGAUCAGCGCCGGGUCAGGGCACAUCUCAUUUCUCUGAUGUGGGACCAGUCCAUUUCAUAUCUGUGCUGUGUAUAUAUUAUAUACAGUCUAGGAAGACUUUGUGUGUUCUAGCCCAUAAACUACAUAUUCAAGCCUAUUUUAAAUGUUGCUGCUAACAGCAGUCAGCAAUUACUAAAUUCACUUUUUUUUUUUUUUCUUCUUCAUCCGUGGUUGCUUAUCGUUUUUCUGCAACAUUGCUCGUCAAUACUGCUUUUUGGCAGCGUACUAAGAAAUGGGCCCUCCACUGAUUUGACACAUGUAGUUCAGGAGUAGCACUGUGAAAACGGUUGUUUGUCGUCUGUGGCUCUUGAGUGAGCUUUCUAAAGGCUGAGAGAAUGUAGGAUCCAGGUUUCUUUUUUUGGGGCUUGACUCGCACUCGGGACAAAAAGUCAGGAUAUCUUCCUCUCUGCUGCUACGAUUUUGAUUUGAUUUCUUUUUUUAAAUCAGUCUCUUGUGAGAGCCCCAUGUUUAUGGAAGUGUAAUGCAAAAUCACUGGACCGCCUCUUUAAUGCUUGAAUGUUGGAGCAUCCUUGAAUGCAAGGAGAGUUUGAAACUGGUCCGUGCUGACUGCCGCGGGGCCAUAUCACUAUAAUAAAGAUAAAGGAGGCUGCAGUAGAUCAUCUAGUAUUAUAGUGUACUGAAAUCAUUUGAAACCAGUGACUGCUUGAAAAACAGGAAAUCAAUCUAAAAUCUUGUAUGUUUUGGAAAAUGGUAAUUAAUUUGGUCAAAUAUGUGUCGUCAGUGGGCUAAAACAUUCCAAAGCACCAGUAUGGUCUUUAGAGCUUUGAGACUAAGCAGACCCUCAGUUGGACUUUCUUUUUUUUUUCUCGUCUUCUUCUUCUAGGUUUUGAAUUUGUGCGCAUGCUGGAGGAGUUCAAAGGGAUUGGACUCAAAUCGCCUCUUCUUCAUAACCUGUUUGUGUUAAAGCAGAAUGUAUUCGCUUUUGUCAUUCAUCAUAUUUAUAAACAUUCUUUUUUUUAAAUUUUACAUUCCAUCAUCACGAGGAAGUCAUAGCGAUCAAAAGUGUUACUGUUUUGAUUUUUUUUUUUUUUUCUAUACAGUUAUAAAUGGCUUUCUGCAACUCAAUAAAUACGUUUGUAAUGAA
This is a messenger RNA of Anarrhichthys ocellatus (wolf-eel), 5136 nucleotides long. It is a transcript of the gene st3gal3b, whose product is annotated as ST3 beta-galactoside alpha-2,3-sialyltransferase 3b. Gene Ontology annotation, molecular function: sialyltransferase activity. The coding region runs from base 452 to 1627 and encodes 391 amino acids. The transcript is spliced from 13 exons. Lineage: Eukaryota; Metazoa; Chordata; Actinopteri; Perciformes; Anarhichadidae. The record is from RefSeq and is a predicted model, not a curated record.